Messenger RNA from Amborella trichopoda, 2312 nucleotides. RefSeq names its product putative protein phosphatase 2C 24. The record is from RefSeq and is a predicted model, not a curated record. Gene Ontology annotation, biological process: protein dephosphorylation. Gene Ontology annotation, molecular function: protein serine/threonine phosphatase activity; cation binding. NCBI's taxonomy places the organism in Eukaryota, Viridiplantae, Streptophyta, Magnoliopsida, Amborellales, Amborellaceae.
AUGUCAAGAUGCAUGGAUUUCAGGUUUUAAAAAUACUACAUAAGAUAAUUUUGGACCAUCAACUCUCACAAAUUUUCAAAUUUUAAUAAAACUACUCGAUUUAUAUUAGUUUAAAGUUUUAAAUUUAUAAUAAAAAUAAAAAUAUAUUUUAAGGCCAGGACAAAAAUUGGAAGGUCAGCUUUACACUAUACAAACCAGACCCUAAGCUUACAAACGUAAAAAAAAGAAAAAAAAAUUAAAGUCGGGACAAUCAAUCACCUCAAAAUGCGAUUUAAAAGGCCUGUUCUCGUUAGAAACGUUUCUCUCUUAUUUCGGGCAUCUGGCCUCCCGAUAAAAACCGCCAUUCCUGUAGAAAGAAGCAACUGUUCAUUAGGAAGAGAACCGCUGUUGGGGAUGGUAGCGGCUUCUUAGAGCCGAUGACGGGGAUCCGGUCGCCGGGAAACCGAUUUUGUGCGAAAAAUCGGUUUUCCGGUAAUCAUGGCGGAUAUCAUGGUAAAGGAAGCAGGCGAGCCCCAGUCUCCCGCCUUUGAGGCUAGGUCUAGGGUGGCUAGGCGCCGGAGAAUGGAGAUGAAGCGGUUUUCAGAGCAGUUCCAUGUUUUUCCUGGCGUGUCUGAGCAGCCCGAGGAUGGCCAGAAAGUCGGGAAGAAGGACAGGAAAGGGAGGGUUUAUGAUGGAAAAUGUGAGAGGAUGAAGGGUGAGGUCACCGGAAAACUGCCUGAGGAAGGGAUGGCGGUUUUGGGGAAUAAGGUUUCUGGUUUUGCGGCGGAGGGUUCUGCGGGUUCUGGUUCGGCGAUGGAGGUACCGGCGCAUGGAUACGUUUCGGUGUACGGGAUGUCUAGAGAGAUGGAGGAUGCGGUCUCUAUACAACCAGGCUUCUUUGGGGCGUUGCACUUCUUUGCUGUUUUUGAUGGACAUGGCGGCUCUCACGUAGCUCUGUCAUGCAAGGACAGGCUCCACCUCCUUUUGGCUCAAGAACUCCAUUCCUCCUCUCCCACUCUCCUUCCUCAGUCCAUCCCUCCCUGUCCCCCAGAGUUGGCCCUGCCUCUUCAGCGCAGCUUCUCGUGCAUGGAUGAGGAGGUCCUCAAUGCCUGUAGCAUAUGCGGCCACGAUGCUGCCUCCUGCGGUGACACCCCGCUCACCUUCGCAUCGGAGAUGGUUGGAUCGACAGCGGUCGUUGCCAUUCUGUGCUGCGAUCGGAUUGUCGUUGCGAAUUGCGGUGAUUCUCGCGCGGUCUUGUGCCGAGCUGGCAAACCUUUCCCUCUCACCACUGAUCACAAGCCGGAUAGGCCUGAUGAACUAGCAAGGAUUGAAGCUUCAGGAGGGCGUGUAAUCUAUUGGAAUGGGCCUCGAGUGCUUGGAGUUCUUGCCAUGUCUAGAGCAAUAGGAGACAGGUACUUGAAGCCAUAUAUAACAUCAGAGCCCGAGAUCACCAUAACAGACAUAACACCUGAUGACGAGUGCUUAAUUCUGGCCAGUGAUGGCCUUUGGGAUGUUCUCCCAAAUGAAUUGGUUUGUAAUGUUGCUCGUCAAUGUCUCUUUGGUCGCUCGCCCCCAAGGCUUACGCAACCAGAGUCAUCGGACCUGGUUGGUUCACAAGGGCUUGAUGAUGGUUCGCAGUCCCCAUGCACCCUUGCUGCUACAUUGCUUACGAAGCUUGCGUUGGCCCGAAAAAGCUCGGAUAAUAUAAGCGUUAUUGUAAUCAAUCUCAAGAGAAACCAGAAUUGAUCGACUAGUUGGAGAGGUUGGGGGAGAGAGUUGUGUGGAUGGCAAUGGGGAGAAUUUGGGGCUCUGUGGGGAAGGGGGGAGGUGCAGACAGAAGUAUAAGGUGGAGGUAUAAAAUCUGCACAGAAGGUUGUGUUUUCUUUAGUCUGCACAGAAGGUUGUGUUUUCUUUAGUGAGCUUUAAGGUGAGGAUGGAUGGUAUGGAGAAGACAAAUGAAUUGGGUUCUUGUUUUUUGUGGGGAUUGGGUUAUUGAAGUCGAUAAAAUACUUUUUUGGCUGAAGAAUGUGGUGGCUGGAGUGAGAUUUCAUUGAUCGCAUGGCCUUGUUUUACAAUUCUUUUUGUAGUUGAAAACUCAUGGAUUGAAUAAGGUUACAGGAUGAAAUUGUUGGAUUUGAGGAAUGGGUUGAGCGUUCUGCGUAUCCAGCAGGAAAAAUUGUAUAUAAUCAUGGCCUUAAAAUGAACAAGAAGUUGGUCGUCUAAAUGUUAAUGGUGUUCAAACCAAUAUAUUUGGGCAUGUAAACUCUGGGAAACCCCUGUUCUACCAAAUAUUGAUGCAUUAUGAAAUUGCAAUUUGGUCUCCCAAUUUUCAA